Molecule: messenger RNA, 2090 nt
Organism: Acanthopagrus latus (yellowfin seabream)
Lineage: Eukaryota; Metazoa; Chordata; Actinopteri; Spariformes; Sparidae
Gene: snx27b
Product: sorting nexin 27b
Exons: 13
Coding region: 185-1891 (568 amino acids)
Biological process (GO): signal transduction; intracellular protein transport
Cellular component (GO): early endosome
Molecular function (GO): phosphatidylinositol-3-phosphate binding; protein binding
Source: RefSeq, a predicted model, not a curated record
GUGUAGGUGACCCACAUGGAACGCAUCCCGGGGCUCACUCGGGAGUCGUCGGGCACUGUCGGCUAUUUCCGGUAAUCUCGGUCAGUUAGCUAGCCAAGCUGAUUAGCCUGCUACUAUCAGCUAAUGUUUGUGGGAUAUUUAUCGCCGGCUAACCUGGAGUGGAUGAUACAAAUAGUGUAGAGAAAUGGCGGACGUCGAGGAGCAAGGAAUUUGUUCGUCGGUCCCUCCGUUGCCUCACCCUUCCUCUCGUAACGGCUCCGGGAGCGGUAACGUUACACCGGGCACCGGCGGCAGCUGCCAGACGGCAACCACCGUUACCUCGGGCCCACGGCUAGUCCGAAUAGUGAAGUCCGACUCGGGCUAUGGGUUCAAUGUCCGGGGACAAGUUAGUGAAGGAGGGCAACUGCGCAGCAUUAACGGGGAACUUUACGCUCCGCUGCAGCAUGUGAGUGCUGUCCUACCGGGGGGUGCCGCCGACAGAGCCGGUAUUUCGAAGGGGGACAGGAUCCUGGAGGUUAAUGGUGUGAAUGUAGAGGGAGCGACCCACAAGCAGGUGGUGGACCUGAUCCGAGCCGGAGAGAGGGAACUGGUGCUGGCCGUGCUGUCCGUACCGCCGCAGGAGGCCGACUGCCUGGAUCCAGGAGACGAUGUUUCAGCCCAGUCCUGCUACGACUACUCCGACAAGCAGGCCGUCCCUAUCUCUGUCCCGAGCUACAAACACACUGAGCUCAACCAGGAAAAGUUUGUGGUUUAUAAUGUGUACAUGGCAGGCAGGCAGCUAUGCUCCAAGCGUUACCGCGAGUUUGUGAUCCUACACCAAAACCUGAAGAGGGAGUUUGCCAACUUUACAUUCCCCAAGCUGCCUGGCAAAUGGCCUUUUUCCCUGUCAGAGCAGCAGCUGGACGCACGACGCAGAGGCCUGGAAGAAUACCUGGAGAAAGUGUGUUCUGUACGGGUAAUUGGAGAAAGUGACAUCAUGCAGGAGUUCCUGUCCGAAUCAGAUGAGAACUAUAACGGCGUGUCAGAUGUGGAGUUGAGAAUAGCCAUGCCCGACAAAACCACGCUCACUGUCAGAGUUCGCAAAAACUCCACAACAGACCAGGUUUACCAGGCUGUGGUUAUGAAACUAGGGAUGGACAGUGUAACAGCCAGCUACUUCGCUCUGUUUGAGGUCAUCAACCACACCUUUGUGCGUAAGCUUGCCCCCAACGAGUUCCCCCACAAACUGUAUGUACAAAACUAUACCUCAGCCAUCCCAGGAACCUGCCUCACCCUGCGCAAGUGGCUCUUCACCACAGAAGAGGAGAUUCUGCUCAAUGACAACCAGCUUGCUGUCAACUACUUCUUUCACCAGGCCUUGGAUGAUGUGAAGAAAGGCUUCAUCAAAGCAGAGCAGAAGUCCUACCAGCUGCAGAAGCUGGCAGAGCAGAAGAAAAUGUCCAUGUAUCUGAGUUUGAUGAGGGGUUGCGAGGGCUACAAUGAGAUCAUAUUCCCCCACUGUUCAUGUGACUCCCGACGUAAAGGACACGUCAUCACAGCCAUCAGCAUUCACCACUUCAAGCUGCACGCCUGCACUGAGGAAGGGACACUCGAGAACCAGGUGAUUGCGUUUGACUGGGGAGAGAUGCAGAGGUGGGACACAGAUGAAGAGGGCAUGGCCUUUUGUUUUGAAUAUGCAAGGGGAGAGAAGAAACCACGCUGGGUCAAGAUUUUUACACCCUACUUCAAUUACAUGCAUGAGUGCUUCGAGAGAGUCUUCUGUGAGCUGAAGUGGAGGAAGGAGGUGGAAGAAGAGGCAACUGACAAGGACAAUAAGAACUGCAGCAAAGAUGGUAUGUGUGGCAAGAAUAUUUUCCAGCUGCUGAGGCACAGAAGGGAUGGAGGCAUCUAGGAAGGGAGAUUGUUACCUCUUAACUGGACAGCGUCGUCAUCGACUCAGUUCAGUUCGGCCCUCAUCCAGCCCCAACCCCAGCAACACUCAGCUAUCAAGCACAUGGUCAUCAUUUACACCCCAUCAGCUACACCCUGAGAAGCUUCCCCCAAUACAUCCGCAACUGAACAAAUCGGAUAAACAAACGCAUAGAAAGCUA